Molecule: messenger RNA, 600 nt
Organism: Daucus carota subsp. sativus
Lineage: Eukaryota; Viridiplantae; Streptophyta; Magnoliopsida; Apiales; Apiaceae
Product: ethylene-responsive transcription factor 2
Exons: 1
Coding region: 1-600 (199 amino acids)
Biological process (GO): regulation of DNA-templated transcription; ethylene-activated signaling pathway
Molecular function (GO): DNA binding; DNA-binding transcription factor activity
Source: RefSeq, a predicted model, not a curated record
AUGAACCAAGACCUCUUCAUGGGAACUGACCUCUCUUACCUCCUUCAGUCCAUCGAGCACCAGCUCCUCGAUGAUUCCGAUCUCGCCAACAUUUAUCCAUCCAUGAAUUCCUCCUGCUGGGAACCCCCGGAGCCCAUCCUCAACAACUUUUUCUUCGUGGAGAGCGAUGAACCCGCCUUGAGUUUGGAGUACACGCCGCGCAUGGAAGUCGAGGAGAAGAAACAGGAGGACAAGGCGGCCCAGCCGGUCACCCGUGCGCCGCACGGGCGUAGCCGGUACAGAGGAAUAAGGAGGCGGCCGUGGGGGAAGUUUGCGGCGGAAAUUAGGUCACCGGCUAAGAAAGGUAAGAGGGUUUGGCUGGGAACAUACGAAACGCCAGAGGAUGCGGCACUGGCUUAUGACAGAGCUGCGUUUAAGAUACACGGCUCAUCUGCGAAACUCAAUUUCCCGCAUUUGAUUGGCAAAAACAUUCCCGAGCCUGUUAAGGUGACCCCUAGACAGAGGUCUUCCACUUCUUCGUCGUGCUCAUCGUCGUCCUCGUCUUCCAAUAGUGGCUGUAUCAAGAAGUCUGCGAAAGUUGCUACAAUUUACAGAUCAUGA